This is a messenger RNA of Platichthys flesus (European flounder), 6445 nucleotides long. RefSeq names its product protein kinase C, gamma (gene prkcg). Bases 2762 to 4876 code for a protein of 704 amino acids. The transcript has 17 exons. Gene Ontology annotation, biological process: protein phosphorylation. The record is from RefSeq and is a predicted model, not a curated record. Lineage: Eukaryota; Metazoa; Chordata; Actinopteri; Pleuronectiformes; Pleuronectidae. Gene Ontology annotation, molecular function: zinc ion binding; diacylglycerol-dependent serine/threonine kinase activity; ATP binding.
GAGACACAGCUGCCUUGGUGACCAUAGGUGAUCAAUUAGCGUCCAUCACUGCGGGAACUAAUUUGGACUGUAGUGCUAUUGCUAACACUGCUUUGUGUGAGAGCAACGCUACCGCCACCCGCUCCAUCGUACACGUUCUGGUGAGAGCGACAGUGAGACGCCACACCACGGUGAGCUAUGUCCGUCUGGAUGGUUCCCACGAGGACGAGAGCGAAGGUGAGGCUGCGUCGCCGCGGACAGCCGCCCCUGAACUUGUCCUCCGCUCAGAAUUGAGCUUUGUGAUGUCAUCCUCGGUUGUCCUCCCCUCCCCGAGUCACAACUAUGGAUAAGAGUAGUCUCCAAUCUGUGAGUAAUGAUGUCAUAUUUGUACACACAAACCCACACACACGCUCACACAAUCAGAUGAAUGCUCACAACGUCUCCCUCCCUCUGGCUUUGAGAACACACCUCGGUGGGAUGUGGAUGGACCCACCCUCUCCCAGAAGAUGCCAGUUGUUUGGUCAAUAGACUCUGCCUCCCUGUCCUCAUUGGCUGUUGGCUUUUGAACUGGAUUGGUGGACUGCUCCUGGGUGUCGGAGAGACUGCCCCCUCUUUUUCCCUUUGGUAAAUCAGUUGAUAUGAAAAGCAAUGCAGUCACCUCUCCCGUGCCCUCAGUCUGCCUGAUAACCUUUCACUGGGCAGCGAGGACAGUGCUAUUUAUUUGCCCUUUGACCUCAUGACAACAUCAGACCCAUCUAGCUCUGCCCCAGGACCAUCCACGUGAUGUCAUGUUUUACUAGAAACUCUUUUAACCGGUCCGAUUGAACAGGAACCACUUCUCCUCCUCCCUGUCGGAGCUUGUCGUGCAUUUGAACAACAAACUGAACUUUGAGAAGAGAAAUAACAAUAAGAACAAAAAAGACAUGUAGCAGGUUUUCUUUGACUGUCUUUUCUUUUCUUUCCUACUCAGACUUCUUUCCCCAUCCCCUCUUUUUUAUUCUAUCAAUAUAUUUCUCUCACUGUGUUAGUGUUUUUAAUAAGGAGCAGGCUGGAUGUGGCUAGUGUUGGAAGUGGGAAUGAUUCAACAGCAGUGCCAAAUUUCCACUCAAGAGCUUUUAAGCAAGAUUGGUUUGUUGAGCAAUUUGUUUUCGUAGUAUGAAGCCCCCAUCUUUCCUUUCCACAUGUGAGCCACACAUAAUUCACCAUCAUGUAAGUGGAUCAAGGGGAUGAUUGGUGCAAUAUCUGUAAUUGGCACUAGAUGGCUGCAUAAUAUUCAAAUAAGCUGUGGAGACAAUUGUGCAUUGCAAAAUCUCUCUUAGGAUAUUAUUGUAUUACACUAUUAUAUUGCAUCUUUGCAGAGUUUGUAGAUGAUGGAUUAUAUGAAGCACAAUUCCUCCUUGUAUUUUUCAGAACAUACGGCCCGAGUUGUAAUUGCACAAUCUGCAGGUAACAUAUUUUUCGUACGUGAAAAGCUAUUUAGUUAAUCUUAACUCAUGUUCCAGAUUAUGUAGACAAUGUAAUUCACUGUAACCAAGGUUCAAGUCACAGUACCACACACAAUUGUGCUGAGGAAACGAUCUGGUACUUUGACUAUUUCCUUUCGGCAAAUAAGACUGAACGAUAUACUGUGAAUGUUUUUACGUUCCAGGUUUUAGGUGCACACACAGUAGCUGAGACUUCACUGAAGGCAGACAGUAAUAACUCCUGUUAUCAAGAUUUUUUCAGACGACUGUUUGACUUUGAGCAAUAUUCCCAUCUUCAAUGUGACAGGGAUGUGAUGGCACUUCUGUUUGCAUCUGAGACAUUGUAACUGUUUGUCCUCUAUUUUAAAAAUGAGAUCAUUUGUUUCAGCCGGAGUCAGAUGCUCAACAUAAUCAUUGUUUUUUUUCCCUACAGCUAGAUAGAUUUCACCUAUUUCAAUCAGAUGUGAUUGUUAUAAUGAGUUAAAGUCUGCAGCACCUGGCUCCGGCUGACCAACGUGCAUGUGAAAAGCUGUGUGUUCGACAGAGUGCGGCGAACUGAAGCACUGAACCUUCUGUGAGCUGUGCCAAAAGCCAUCUACUUUAUAAACGGUGCCAAUGUUGCAAACAUUGCAAUGCACACACACUCUGGACUUUCAUAAGGUCAACAAAUCCACUUCAUCCCUCACACUAAGACCAGCCACAGCCCAGCUCUUCUUAUUGUAGUUGAAUGUAGCUUUGACAUGAUGUAGCAAAAGAACACCCACUUUUAGACUUUGUAGCUUUUUGGAUGCUGUUGAUAAAGGCUCGAAGGAGGGGGGGGUGGGGGCGGGUUGACCUGCGAUGUGAGGGACUGUGCGUUGUGUUUGUGCAUGUUGUCACAGAUCGAAGGGUUAGUCGACCUUCUCAAUUCCCCUUUGGACUCCUUUGCCUUUCAGUGAGAGCAGACUGUAACUUUUAUUACCUGCACAUGCAUUGCUUUUUUCUAGGUCUGUACGGGGCAAUUUUUUAAAAGCAAUCUGUCUUUGUUUUUUGGUUUGUUUGUUUAUUUUGAGAAAUGCUUUUACCGUUACCCAUCUUUUGGAAAACUCCAGCGUCAUUGCAUGUUUUGCUGAAUGAAAUCUCAAAGGUUUGUGGCAGGAGGGUUGUGUAGUUCGACUGUAGCAAAUGCUUAGGACCCAGGGCGGCCACCUCUCAGUGAGGUAGUGCGCUCGCUUGACUCUGCACCCCGACAGUGGAACCCAGGGCAACAGUUCGACUGCUUCACGUGUAGUAGAACACAGUCAUUUUUCGACCAACCAACAGGGCUUAAACCUGGCACCAUGUCUACCCCGGUCUCCCCUUCCCCCUCGCUCUCCCCGUUGACACUGGCCUCCCCUACAUCAGCCGCCUCCCCCGGUGCUUCCCCUUUGCCCUCUCCCCUCUCCCCUCCACCCAGAGUGCCCGUGUUCCAGAGGAAGGGAGCGCUCAAACACAAGAGGAUCGUGGAGGUGAAAGACCACCAGUUCACGGCACGCUUCUUCAAACAGCCCACCUUCUGCAGCCACUGCACCGACUUCAUCUGGGGCAUUGGCAAACAGGGAUUCCAGUGUCAAGUGUGCAGUUUUGUGGUGCACAAGCGAUGCCACGAGUUUGUGACCUUCACGUGUCCGGGCUCCAUCGCGCCCCCCAGACCAGAAGACCUAAAGAGUCAACACACCUUUAAGAUCCAGACCUACUCCAGUCCGACCUUCUGUGACCACUGCGGCUCGCUGCUGUACGGCCUCAUACACCAGGGCAUGAAAUGCACCUGUUGUGACAUGAACGUCCAUCGGCGGUGUGAGACGAGUGUUCCCAGCCUGUGCGGCCAGGACCACACAGAGAAGAGAGGACGAAUCCACCUGACAGUCAGAGGAGAGAAGGAGGACGUCUAUGUCACAGUCCUGGAGGCUCGUAACCUGAUGCCCAUGGAUCCUAAUGGCCUGUCGGACCCCUAUGUUAAACUGAAAUUGAUUCCGGACCCGAGGAGCCACAGCAAACAAAAGACCAAGACCAUUCGCUCCACACUCAAUCCCGUCUGGAAUGAGAGUUUCACUUUCUCAGUGCGUGGUCACCAGUGGGACAGGCGACUGUCUGUGGAGGUCUGGGACUGGGACCGCACGUCCAGGAACGAUUUCAUGGGGGCGCUGUCGUUCGGGGUGAGUGAGAUCUUCAGGCGUCCCAUCAGCGGCUGGUUCAAACUGCUGGCCCAGGAUGAGGGAGAGUACUACAACAUCCCCGUGCCAGACCCAGACCUGCAGGAGCCUCAGCUGGAUGCCUCAACGCCCUCUGUGCCUCAAGCAGUACCUGCCCUGCUGUGUGAACCCUUCCCUACGGCCCUGUCCCCGACGCCUGUCUUGCCCUGUCCACCCGUCCACAGCCCCCUCCCCAGCAUAGUCAAAGUGGGCAUCAACGACUUUAACUUCCUCAUGGUGCUGGGCAAAGGCAGCUUUGGCAAGGUGCUGCUGGCGGAGGAGAGAGGCAGCGAGCGCCUGUUCGCGGUCAAAGUGUUGAAGAAGGACGUUCUCUUCCAGGACGAGGACACGGAGAGCGCCCUGGUGGAGCGGAGGGUCCUGGCGCUCUCCUCUCGCCCUCACUUCCUCACGUCGCUCUACUGCGCCUUCCAGAGUGAGGAGCGCCUGUAUUACGUGAUGGAAUAUGUCAACGGAGGAGACCUGAUGUUCCACAUUCAGAUAGUUGGCAAGUUCAAAGAGCCUCACGCAGCGUUCUAUGCAGCAGAGAUAGCGGUGGGCCUCUUCUACCUCCACAGCAAAGGCAUCAUCUACAGGGAUCUGAAGCUGGAUAAUGUGCUGCUGGACAGCGAGGGCCACAUAAAGAUAGCCGACUUCGGGAUGUGCAGGGAGGGCAUGUUCGAGGGCGACACCACUCGCACCUUCUGCGGCACCCCUGAUUACAUCGCCCCCGAGAUCGUGGCAUACCAGCCCUAUGAUAAGUCGGUGGACUGGUGGUCUUUUGGAGUGCUGCUGUAUGAAAUGCUGGCAGGACAGCCCCCGUUUGAUGGCAUCGAUGAGGAGGAGCUGUUUCAGUCCAUCAUGGAGCAGAACGUGACCUACCCCAAGACUCUCACCCGUGAAGCUGUUGCCAUCUGCAAGGGACUCCUGACGAAGCACCCUGCGAAGCGUCUGGGCGGAGGAGAGGACGCAGAGAGAGAGAUUAGGGAGCAUCAGUUCUUCCGCUGGAUUGACUGGGACCGUCUGGAGAGACUGGAGAUACCGCCGCCCUUCAAACCCAGAACUGGCGGGAAAAAAGGUGAAAACUUCGACAAGUUCUUCACUGCAGCUCCGUCGGUGCUCACUCCCUCCGACCCGGACAUAAUGGAAGCCAUCAACCAGGAUGACUUCGAAGGCUUCUCCUUCCUCAACCCAGACUUUGCCCCCUCGCCUCUCACCGCUGUUUGAAAAUAGCUCCCACGCCCCUUUUAAAUGUAAUCCCCUUAUUAAAAGUAGUUUUAUAACAGAGAAACUGAAACUCCUCUCAUAUUCAGAUUCUGACGUUUACACAAAACUGCCAAGACACCUUUGUAUCCAUGCACUCUAUUCAAUGUAUGUAUUUCAUCUAGAUAGUCUCAGAAUAUGCAAAGAUAUGCAAUUAUUAUAGAUUACCAUUUUAGAGUUUCUGUUUUUGUAAGACGUCCAUUAACUUGAUAAGACGGCUGUAGUGUGACUGUAGUAUGAUCACAUACUGUACUUCACCUGUAUGCAUGCACUGUUUGUAGAAUGAACUACUAGGAAUAGAUUAUCCAAGAAAGAUAGACAACCAAUUCAUUUUCAACAUUUCCCACUGUUUUGAUGAGCGCCAUCUUGUGUUGUAGAAGCCACACAAAGACAUGGUUCAGCUCCAGGUAGAGGGCAGAACAAGUGUGUCCAUUUUUAAUCAUUUUUCAUUUCAUAAGCAGGCGUUUUCCUGAGAGGUCUGCUCCAGUUUAACAGGGCACAGUAGCUCGGCAUCCAAACCCCUUCAAUAUCUCAAUAUCUCUGAUAGGAGCUGCACGGGUAACAAUGCUCUCCUGUGGAAGCGCUCAGUCAGGUUCCUGUGGCCCGGCUGGACCUCUGGGCUAACGUCACACCAGCGACCUCCUGUGACCCAGUGAGACAGUGAAACAGCUCAGCGGGCACGAUGUGACGGUUAAUGUAGGAAACAGCGCUGCCCUGCAGCCCAGUCACACGCGGCCAGGAGGCGGUCCUCACAUUGCUGCAUCAUUUUUUUCUUGACAGAUUAGUUUUGCCUCGUGUUUUUUUCCAAUUACUCCUCUGCAAAGUAUGGAAUUAGGCCUUGCAAAUUACAGUAUAUGGCCUCCUUUUGAAACCAUGCAUUUGCACUGAAAUAUGUUCUGCUUAUUUGGAAAAUAUGCCUCUGUCUGUAGCUACAGCAGGAGGUUUGUCAUUUUGCACAGGUACAUAGACUUGUGUAUUUUAGUGGUGUAUACCAUGAGGGUUUUUGCUGUGUAAUGACACCAGCAGCAUUGAUUAGGGAGUAAUUAAAAGUGAGACUCGCCGGGACUGUUCAAUACAUGGAAAAAUAAUAGCAGCAGUGUCAUUAAACCCUAUCUGGGCAGGGCAGGUGGCAGCAAACGUACAGUUUAAUAAUCCCAUUACAGAGCUCUUAUCUCACAAAGCAGACGGUCAUUUCAAACACAAAUCUGCUUCUCUAUGACUUUUUUUUUUCUGUGAAGGUAAAAAUAUCCAUUUAGCAAUUUCUCAUCCCGAGGAGAAGAAUCCUGCUUUUUAUUUGUUUAAGUGCUGAUGUCAAUGCGCCCUGUAACUGGUGAGAGCGGUCCAUCUCUUCGCCCUAGCUGUGUUUUACCCACUGACGUAACAACAUGACAUCUACAGUAGAUAUUUCAAUCAAUGAUAGAUAAGCAAUAGAUCAUUUAUGUAUAUUUGUUGGUUGAGUUCAUUUCUGUUUUUUCGUGCUGGAAAAAAGAACGUUGAAAUAAAGACCCGGGGGAAAUGAAAGUCAUGAAACGA